This is a messenger RNA of Impatiens glandulifera, 363 nucleotides long. Its product is annotated as stress-response A/B barrel domain-containing protein UP3-like. The coding region runs from base 1 to 363 and encodes 120 amino acids. Lineage: Eukaryota; Viridiplantae; Streptophyta; Magnoliopsida; Ericales; Balsaminaceae. The transcript has a single exon. The record is from RefSeq and is a predicted model, not a curated record.
AUGGUUGUGGAUUGGGUCUUCGAUGAUUUUAUCGUACCCAUCAAACUUCAACCAGGAUCGGUGAUUAGGGCGACGUUCUUGAAGUUGAAGGAGGGUUCAGAUAAGAAGGAGCGAACUUUGGGUGUGCUCGCGAAGCUUAAGGAGAAGAUUUCAUCUAUUGAUCAGAUUACUUAUGGGGAAAACUUCUCUCCGGCGAGGACUAAUGGGUUUUCAAUUGCUUUAAUUUUUGUUAUUCUUGGUGUGAGUGAAUUGAAAAAGUUGUUUUUACGGGAGAAUGCCUGCAGGGUGAAGCUGAAUGAGAGGGUGAGAGAUUUGUUGGAUGACUCUCUCAUAGUAGACUUCGAGCUUCCCGAUGGCCUUUGA